AGCCCUAAUUUUAACCUUUCGAAUUUGUCAAAUGAUCUUAGACAGUUAUUUUAAAUUAAUGAAAAAUUCCAAUCAUGUCUCCCGAAGCAAAUAAGAAAAAUACAAAUAAAAACGCUGAUCUAAACAGCGAAAUCCUGAAGCAAGCGUUAAAUUUAUCCGAAGUUGCGAUGGAUCUUAGAGAUCACUACAUCGCUGGUGAAAAAUGCAUUAAUUUUUUCAAAUCGAUGAUUAACGGAGCAGAAAAAGCGUUAAAUGCUAUUGAAAUCACAUCAAAAUCAUCCUUUAACUUAGCCAACAAGUUAGUGGAAAAUAACAUUAAUGUUCCUGAAUUAUCAGAGGAAUUAAAGCUUGAAUAUGAUCAAUUACAAGGACUUAUAAAUAAACAUUUAAGUGAUUUUAACAUGGAAGAACAUACAAGCGAUAAAAAUAAGUAUCUAGAAGCUAAAAGAAGAAAUUCUGAGAAUGUUUUACACGGAAAUUCCAGUAGUACUAAAUCUCUUAAGAACGACGUUGAUGAAAAGUACCCAGAAAAUCUGUCAAAAGAGUCUCUAAUAGACCUGAACAAUGUGGUAAAUCUUCCUCCUGUGCCUGAAGAUAUUUUUACCAGUUUUUCCAAUAACAAACCCACCAGAACUUCAAGUCUUUCUUCAUUAAAAAAUAUGAGAAAAAUCAAAAUGUUUCUUCAAAAAGCUGAAUCUGAUGAAGAAGAUAGUUCAGAUAACGAUGAACACGACUAUACAAAGAUGGUUUACGGUGAUAACGAUGAGAGUAGGACAGCAAGUUUUCAUACACCUUCCACGAGAAAAUUGCAUUUGGGAUAUAUUAAGGAAGAAUCUCAAGAUUAACAAUAACGUACUUUGAACUAAUAAAAUUAUGUUUUGUGAAU
Messenger RNA from Sitophilus oryzae (rice weevil), 886 nucleotides. RefSeq lists its product as uncharacterized. The coding region runs from base 75 to 845 and encodes 256 amino acids. The record is from RefSeq and is a predicted model, not a curated record. Lineage: Eukaryota; Metazoa; Arthropoda; Insecta; Coleoptera; Curculionidae. The transcript is spliced from 5 exons.